AUGUAUCGUCUCGCAUUUAAUUUAGCUCGCAAAGCCGACAUCGCAUCUUCUUCGGGUUCGCUUUGCUUUCUCGCAGACUUCUCGGCGACUUCCGCAGCAUUUUUCUUGUCGGCGGCAUCGAGUAUACGCUCAGGUGACUUCUCUGGUUCAGGCACAGCUUGUGGUAAUUUGCUAUCCUUGGCUGGCUUCUUGCGAGACACUUUCGAAUCUUCCUCCUUAUCACCGCGUUUGGAUGCCCGUCCCUCCGUUGGCAAUACUCCGUUGGCUUCCGUGUGGCUUUCCGUGGACGUUGUUUUCUUUCGAGCCGCCACGGUCUUUGGUUUUUCCUUGGAAGACGGUGUUUUUUCUUUCUUCUCUACUGACGUCUCCUUUGCCUUAUCGGUUUUGCUGGGAGUAACCCGCUUCUUGUCACUGGGUUCCGACGAUUUUGCAAGUGAGGCUGGCCCGUUUUCAACCGUUUCAUCAUGUUUCUCCAAGGAAUCUGACUUUGCCGCUUUCUCGCCCAAUUUCUUUGCUGUAUCUUUCGCUUUUUUGAGGCGGUCUUGCUCAGCUCCUUCCUUCGCAGCAGAGCCAGGCUCAGCUUUCCUAGAAAGUGCCGCAACUUUUAUAGAGGUAGGUUUCUUUUCAUCUGAUUCCGUCGCUUUGUUCUUAAGCGCCUGUUUUGCUUUUAUCUCCGACGGUUUCAAUGGUCUUGGAGCAGCACUUUCUUCAUUCGUUUCUGCAGGUUUCUUUGCAGGAGCUGCACUCUUCUUGGGCGGAGCAGGAGCUGCUUUUGCAUCUGUGGCUUUCUUCGGAGCGACCACAGGUUUUUCUUCAGCGUCCUCCUGUUUCUUUGCUGUUUUCGGGGCAGCUUUCGGAGAAGCAGCUGAUUUCGUGGUAGAUUUCGGUACUGUUCCAUCCGUUUUCGCUUUCGUGACUUCCAGCUUCUCGUCUUUUUUUGGUGCUGCUACCUUGGCUGCGUCUUUUUUAUCAACCACUGAAGCAUUUUUUUCUUUAGCUGUAGAGGGCACAGAGGGUUUAGUAACUGGAGGUUUAGUAGCGGUUGGCGUAGGUUUCUUGACAGCUGGUGUUGAUUUUGGAGCCGCUUCCUUAGCGUCCUUAGCCUUAGCGAGAGGCUCCUUUGCUGCGGUGGUUGCGGCUUCUUUUUUAGGCACCUUUUUAGGUUCCUUGGGGAGCUUGGGCACAGGAUUCUUCGCCAGUUCCUCAGCUUCCCAUGCGGCCUUUCUCGCCGCUUCACGACGAAGCACUCGUUUCAGUUCGCCGUUCCGCAAUGUGGCAUUUUCGACUUUGUGCCGUCCUUCUGGGAGUCGAAGAUUCACAGAGAUCUGCAGAAAUGUUGGAUUUAUCGUGAAGUUGACGAUAGAAACAAGAAACAGCCAUAACACGGCACUCAUAAGACUUCAACAAAAGUAA
Molecule: messenger RNA, 1413 nt
Organism: Haemonchus placei
Lineage: Eukaryota; Metazoa; Nematoda; Chromadorea; Rhabditida; Trichostrongylidae
Source: the annotation of a GenBank genome assembly